This is a messenger RNA of Trichobilharzia regenti, 697 nucleotides long. NCBI's taxonomy places the organism in Eukaryota, Metazoa, Platyhelminthes, Trematoda, Strigeidida, Schistosomatidae. The record is from the annotation of a GenBank genome assembly.
AAAGGAAGACAUAUGCCACUUUCAGUGUUGCUUGCUUUACAAUUUACCAACCAUUCACAGUUAAUACCAAAGUACACGUUUGUUUAACAAAUCAAUAAUCUUCACGUGAUACACCAGUCUGCAUAAUAUAUGUGUACGCAUAAAAUAGCAUGCGAAGAUCAAAUUACUCAUUAGAUUAUAAAUGCCAGAGAAGUGUGAGGCAAGGCAUAAAUUGUGUACAAGUUAUUAACAUCAAACUUUUGAAAUUUAUACAGUUAUUAUUAUUAUUAUCGCACGCAAAUGGAACCAGAAAAAGCCAUUGUUAAAAGUACUGGUAUGCCAGAGGAAAUGCAAGAACACGCAAUUAAAACAUGCGUGAAAGCAAUGAGAAUGCAUAGAUAUGAUAAAGAUAUAGCUAGUGCAUUGAAAAGAGAAUUCAAUAACAAAUAUGGACCUACAUGGCAUUGUGUUGUUGGCUGUAGUUAUGGAAGCAAUGUCAGUCAUACUGAAGGUGGAUUAAUGUACUUUUUCCUGGGUCGAAGAUCUAUUCUCUUAUUUAAAACGGAAUCUGACUAAUCCGCUAAACAAGACAGUAAAUUUGUAACAAGAUUAUUUCAAUUAGACAAAUAUUUAAUUAUGCUGUAUACUAUUUGAAUAUUAUUUUAAAUUUAUAAUGUUUAGAAAUUUAUGUAUCAAUAAAUAAAAAUAUACAAACCUA